GCGCUUGCUGGCGGGCGGAGACGCGCGCCUGGCACUGGACAUGGACCGCGCGCGCCUGUGGCUGGGGCUUCUGCUGCCCGUGGUGGCCGCCCUGGAUUUCCAAUACCACCACCAGGAAGGGAUGGAGGCGUUCCUAAAGAGCGUGGCUCAGAACUACAGUUCAAUCACGCACUUGCACAGCAUCGGGAAAUCUGUGAGAGGUAGAAACCUGUGGGUUCUCGUUGUGGGGCAGUCUCCAAGGGAACACAGAGUCGGGAUUCCAGAAUUCAAAUACGUGGCAAAUAUGCACGGGGAUGAGACUGUGGGGCGAGAACUGCUGCUCCACCUGAUCGAAUAUCUGGUAACCAGUUACAGGAAAGAUGCCGAAAUCACGCAUCUGAUCGACAGCACCCGGAUCCACAUCAUGCCUUCCAUGAACCCAGAUGGCUUCGAAGCCGUCACGAAGCCCGACUGUUACUACAGUAAUGGAAGGGAAAACUACAACAGUUAUGACCUGAACAGAAACUUCCCUGAUGCCUUUGAAAAUAACAACGUGACAAAGCAGCCUGAGACUCUGGCGGUCAUGGAAUGGCUGAAAACAGAGUCAUUUGUCCUCUCUGCAAAUCUUCAUGGGGGUGCCCUGGUGGCCAGUUACCCCUUUGAUAACGGUGUACAAGCUACGGGGACACUGUUGUCCCGAAGCUUAACUCCGGAUGACGAUGUUUUCCAACACCUGGCCUACACCUACGCUUCCCGGAACCCCAACAUGACAAAGGGGGAUCAGUGUAAGAACAAGAGGAACUUCCCCAACGGAAUCAUCAACGGGUACUCCUGGUACCCACUGCAAGGGGGAAUGCAAGAUUACAACUACAUCUGGGCCCAGUGCUUCGAAAUUACCCUGGAGCUGUCGUGCUGUAAAUACCCUCGGGAGGAGAAGCUGCCACUCUUUUGGAAGGAUAACAAAGCCUCUUUGAUCGAAUAUAUAAAACAGGUGCACCUAGGUAUAAAGGGUCAAGUGUUUGAUCAGAGUGGAAAUCCAUUACCGAAUGUAAUUGUGGAAGUCCAAGACAGAAAGCAUAUCUGCCCGUUUAGAACCAACAAGCUUGGAGAAUAUUACCUGCUUCUCCUGCCUGGGUCGUACGUGAUCAACGUUACAGUCCCUGGACAUGACUCAUACCUCACGAAGCUUACUGUUCCAGGGAAAUCCCAGCCCUUCAGUGCUCUUAAAAAGGAUUUUCACCUCCCAUUGCGACUGCAGCUGGAUUCCGUCUCCGUAUCAAAUCCUUCAUGCCCAACGAUACCUCUGUACAAAUUCAUGCCGAGCCACUCUGCUGCAACAAAGCCUAGUCUGUUCGUGUUUUUCGUGACUCUUUUGCACAUAUUUUUCAAAUAAAGCAAAAUGUGAAACUCAAUCCCCUGGAAUCAGGGAUUACUCAAGGUUCUGGCAACUCUCCCCCUUGUGAGACUGCAAUGGGAUAGACUUCACUGUUUUCCUUAAAAAGAAAACCGGAUGUUUCCAAACCUGGCCUAGAGCAACCUGUAAGGACAAAAGUCGGUCUUCAGUCUGGAUAAAAUGGAGGUCACUUCCUAGCAACCGCUGCCCAUGUAAACCCAUCCCAAAGGGGUCCCAAACACUUGGAAGAAAGUUCAGAAGCAAAACAGACAUCCCUACGAGAAAAACAAUUUGUAUACGGAGAGCCACGUGGAUCAAAGCCACAAGAAUGGACACUUUCUGAUCACCUGAACACCUUUCCCUAAGUGUUAUUUGUAGAGAGCUAAUACUGCCUGUCAAUGGUUCUCCCCCAAGGAAGAAAUUUCUAGAUAACAGGACUAAGAACAUUUACUAUUGCCAGUGUUCUAAGGAUAAACAUGUCGGAUGUAGCUACAGAUGAAGUGGCCUCUGUCUCUGGUGCCUUUACCCUGGCCUCCCUGACCCAAUGCCACAGUCCUAUGACGAUGACCCCUCCUAUGUAACCCUGGUCUCUUGCCUGAGCCUCAGAUGCAGCCCUAGCUGCUCACCAGACACACCCACCUGAAUACGACUAUGGACUCGGGUUCCUCCUGUUGACAGUUGAGACGCCAUGAGAGGCUGUUCGUUUCCCAUAUUCAGUCCCUGGAAGCUGCUGUAUUGAUCCUUGCCAGCCUCUCCAGGCCAUCUAGCGCCCCUCACUGCUGACCCAGCUGCUGCUCAUGGCUAUCUGUGCCAAGUCCGUCUUCCACACAGCACCAGGGGAGUUUGGCUGCCCAAAGCUCCCCUGCUCCCUGAACAUAACACAGUGCUCGCAAUCCCAGGUCUGGAUGCCGUUCUGAUUGUGCCAUGCCUUGUUUCCUGCUUAGUAAAAUUCCAUUCCAUGGCGACUGGUCCAUGGCGACUGGAAUGGAAUUUUACUGAGAGGUUAAGAGCACUGAUUUGCUCUUCCAGAGGUCCUGAGUUCAAUUCCCAGCAACCACAUGGUGGCUCACAACCAUCUGUAAUGGGAUCCGAGGCCCUCUUCUGGUAUGUGUGAAGACAGUGACAGUGGACUCAGAUACAUAAAAGAAACAAAUUUUACAAAAGAAGAAUUCCAAGCAUCAUCUUCAAUCAGGAAGCCCAUGGAGUUCCAGGUGGUUGGGUUCAAGGCUGAUCCUCCAAAGAAGCUGCUUUUAACUAGUGAAUUUUCAGUGCCGUGGUGUGGAACUACGCCAUGCUGGCCUUCUCUAACGCGCCGUGAGCUCCCGAAGACCAGGAGCUACUUGAGAAACAUCCAUUCUUAGAGCCUGGAACAAAACAGGAAAUAAAUGGUUACAGAGCUGUUUCAGCAACCUGCUACAGACCUUUCCAGAGCUCUGAGGAUUUGAGUAGUUUUGCGAAAAUAAGUUUUAUGUUUGGCAACAUUCACUCACGAGUGUAUACACACAGACACACACAUACAUACUUUCAUGUGUGCGUCAAAAAAACAAAAUCCAAAGAAAAAUGCAAGUGAGCACACUGUAAAGCUGGAGAGAAAGGCAUUUGCUGGCUGUUAACCAGCAUCCGCACUGCCUUCUAGACCAGAAAACAAAUUCUUACAAUCAGUUUGAAGUAGAAGUGUCCCCUGUGAAAGUAACUCUAUUCUAACACAUUAGAAGUAGAAAAAGCUGGGAAUGGUGGCGCACACCUUUAGUCCCAACACUCUGGAGGCAGAGGCAGGUGGAUGUCUUCGUUCACAUAGUCAGACCCUGUCUCAAAAGUAAAUUUUAAAAGGAUAAAUAUCAAACAGGAAAAUCAGCAGUAACCUGCACCUUGGAGGUGCAGGUUUCUGAGUGCAGUGCAUUUUCUGCAGGAAGUGAAAACAUGGCAGGGUUUGUCAGGCAAUGAAGGCUUGAGACUCUAAAGAGAUACAUGGGCACCCUGGUGCCCUUUCUUGGUGCCAAACCUAGUCUAUAUUUUAAUAUCAAUAGUAUGCAUAGCUUUUUAACCACUUUGAAAAUAGCAUGAGUAUCUUGAUCAUUUUAUUUAAAUAAACAUUAACUUAUGCCCUGGAAAGCAUGUACUAAUAGUUCAGAAAGGGAUCAGGGUAUAUUACAUUUGAAGAAUAUAAGACCAGGUAUGGUGGCUGGUCACCUGUUAUCCCAACUCUUGGGAGGCUGAGGCAAGAUGGACACAGUUCAAGGCUAGCCUGGACUACAAGUGAGACCCAUCUUAGGAAAACAAAAACCAUCAAGUAUGUAAGAGCAAAUUUGGUUUGCCAUCAGCUGGGUGUUCGAGUUCUGACAGGACCCUUUCCUAAAACUGUGUGAAAGGAAGUGAGUUGUUUGCUCAUGGGCCUAACAGGAGGCUUGUUACUGAACUAACUUACAAGUGGACUUGUCUUACCGGAGACUGGCCCAGGGCUUUGCACAGGACCAUCGAGCCACAGCUACGUCUUUAUUGUGUUACUUUUUGUUCAGACACAGCACCUCCCUAAGUUGUGUAGGCUGGACUUGGAACUCACCUUAAUCCAAACUGGCUUUGGACCUGCCUGCCUUCGCCACCGGCCUGAAACCGCUGUAUCCAUCUAAAGAUAACUGAAAUUACUGAAAUCAGAAAUUACUGAAAUCAGAAGUUACUGAAAUCAGAAAUCUGUAUCAAAACCCAGUGUAAAGAUCACUUAAACAGGGUGAGGGGGUUGUAGGUCAGUGACAGUGUGCUGAGCACACACAAAGGCUUGGGUUCAAUCUCCAUCAACCACUGCCCACCAACACAAGACAAAACAUGACCAGGAAAUUAUUCAGUGGUCCGGGUCCUCAAGACUUGUGUUUCCCUCUGCCAGGUAGAAAAAGCACAAGGAACAUUUGGUGACUAUUUUGAAGGCAAUGUACCUUACUACAGGUGACAUGGAGAUGGAAAUGCUGGUUACAAGAACCAUGUCCACUUCAAGAAAAUUUUCACAAAGUGCCUGGUUUACACGUGUGCCCAUUUGAAUUAAGAUGGUAAAAUCCCAGCACUCAGGAGGCAGAGACAGGUGAAUCUCUGUGAGUUCAAGGCCAGUCUUUUCUACAGGGUUCCAGGACAGCCAGGGCUAUACAGAAAAAAAUCCUAUUUCCGAAAGAAUCCAGGUUUCUCAGACUUGAAUUCUGCCUGUAUUAAAAUGGUGCACACCAGCUCUGCUGUCCAAUGGACGAGCUGAUGCUGAGUUGAGAAGUACCUGUUUUUAGGAAAACAGGUGUACAAAUCCGCAUAGCAUACCUGUUCUCCCGCUGCAACGGGAGUUGAGGGGCAUCUAGGAGGUUUUUGUGAGCUCACUUCUGCCUUUCUGGUGACCUCAGGUACAGGGGAGAAUGAUUGCUGGAGUAGGUGGAGAGCAUCAUGUUCUUGGUGCCUGUGACAGAUUCCACACCGAGUUUGUUCUAGACUUACAUCACUAAUAAGCAGACACUGCACUGUGUCUCACUGAUCGCUUAAUCAUUCUUGAGCUCACAAGCCAACCCACAGCUCUUUGUGAGAGGCUUCAUGCUGGUUUUUGUUUUACAAGCUUUCUAAGUGAUUCUUGUCAUCAAAAAGCAUAGGAACAAAAGCUAUUAAAGACGCUCAGAUUGAGUCGGGGCAACGUUGGCCCACACCUUUAAUCCCAGCACUCCAGAGGCAGAGGUAGGGGCAGAUGAAUCUCUGAGUUCAAGACCAGCCUGAUCUAGAGUGAGUUCCAAGACAGCCAGGGCUACACAGAGAAACCUUAUCUCAGAAAAUAAAUAAAUUCUAAGAUUAUAACAUUUGCUUGGGAGGGACCAUGACUACCUCUGAGCUUAUUUUAUUUACAUUAUCUGAUUAUCAAUAAAGAAUAUUCAC
Messenger RNA from Arvicanthis niloticus (Nile rat), 5263 nucleotides. The record is from RefSeq and is a predicted model, not a curated record. NCBI's taxonomy places the organism in Eukaryota, Metazoa, Chordata, Mammalia, Rodentia, Muridae.